This is a messenger RNA of Paramecium sonneborni, 569 nucleotides long. Lineage: Eukaryota; Ciliophora; Oligohymenophorea; Peniculida; Parameciidae. The record is from the annotation of a GenBank genome assembly.
UAAAUAUUUGUUUCAUCAUUAUGCUAUAAAUAAGAAAAGUAUACAAAGCUCCACUUAAAGAUCACUAAGAAAUAUUGAAUUUUUUAUAAAAGCAAUUAGGGCAAUAAGUCUCUGUUUAAAGGAAUGAAGUAAUAGAGAAAGUAUUUAGAAGAGAAGCUAAUACUUUGAAUAAUAAUUAAAUUACUUUAAAAAUACAAAACAAUAUUAAUAUGUAUAUAAAUAAGUGAAUUAGAUCAUGUGAACAUUUAUUAUUAGAGAAAUAUAUGGAUACAAAUAUAGAUUUAAUUAAUUAUGAAGAGAAUAUUAUUGAAGAUUGUUCAAGUUUAUUUGAGAGAGUGGGAUUUAAACUAAUAAAAACUGAAGAAUAUAGUGAGUAGAUUUAUAAUGUAAAGUUUAUGAAUUGCACAAUAUCUGUAUAAGAAUAAUCAAAGACAAAAAGAUUGGUAUUGCAACUUAGGGACUUAUAAGAUAAAGAUGCUCAUUUUAAAAUUAUAUAAUUGGAAGAUUCUUUAGGAAAUCUACUUCUUUAGGGUGGAAUUGUUUGAUAAAAUUUAAAUAUAAAAAUAAAG